AUGGACUUCUUCAAUUUACUAAUUGCUUUCUUCGUCUCCAAAAAGCUUACGUUGCUGACAGCUUUCCUUUGUUGGCGGCCAGAGGAAGUGACCGAGCUGGUGAAGCUGGGGCGCGAGGCAGGAGUCCGAGUGCGAGUGCAUCUCGACUUCCAGCGGCUGCCUGCGCUGCCGGCGUACCGCACCUUCAGGGAAGGCAUGCUGCUCGACAUACGCUGCGACAAUAGCUCGCGAGUGCUGGACACUGCAUCAUCAGAACGCGCCUUCAACCUUCGGCAUUCCUGGCUCAUAAUCGACGAUUCGCCAUUCAACGUUACUUACUUAGAAAACACCCUUGAAGAUACCCUCGUCUUACCCGACGGCGACGUUACUUGGGCUUCAUCAGACCUCAUGGUGGAUAUCUACCGGGUGAAAGAUGACCAGCCCGUAGUGGUAACGAGCCUCGGAGCUAUGAAAAGUCAGAUAGAGUUGGAAAGAUUGUGGGCGAGGUUGCCAACUGCCGUUACCAGGAGAAAGAAUCUGAAUAAUGUCUACCUUAAAUCAGCAACUAUUAUCACGCAGCCGCAGUACUUCAAGGGCUGGAAUGAUCUCUCAAAUCGGCAGAUCGAUACUUUUCCAAAAGUUACUUAUCCGCUACUUAUGCUGUGUGGGGAAGAUCUUAAAUUUCGGUUCAACUUGAAGCAAGUGGACCUGUACGGCGAAGAGCACAACGGCUCGUUCGACGGACUGGUGGGGCUCAUGCAGCGCGGCGAGCUGGAGCUGGGCGUCACCUCAAUGUUCUUGCGUGGGGACCGCUGGCGGGUGGUGCACUUCUGCGCAGAGACAGUGGAGUUAAAAGGCAACUUCCUGUUCCGCCAACCAUCCCGCUCGGCGGUGUCCAACGUGUUCGCGCUGCCGUUCAGCCGCGGCGUGUGGCUGGCGCUGGCGGCGGUGUUCGGCGCGGCGGCGGCGCUGCUGACGCUGUUCGGCGCGGUGGCGCGGCGCUGCACCACAGACGCCGCGGCGCCGCGCCUCACGCUGCUGGAGAGCUUCACGUACUCCGUGGGGACCAUCUGUCAACAAGGCUCGGACCUGGCCCCGCAGCUGCUGUCGGUGCGCGUGCUGAUGUUCUGCACGCUGCUCGCGUCGCUGUUCGCCUUCACGUCGUACUCCGCCAAGAUCGUGGCCAUCCUGCAGGCGCCGUCCGACGCGCUGCAGACCGUGGCCGACCUCACGCGCUCGCCCAUGGACCUGGGGGUGCAGGAGACCACAUACAAGCGCGUCUAUUUUGCGGAGAGCACGGACCCCGUGACGCAGGCGCUGUACCGGCGCAAGCUACUUCCGCUGGGCGAGCGCGCCUACCUCAGCGUCGUGGACGGCAUCGCACGCGUGCGCACCGGCCUCUUCGCCUUCCAGGUGGAGGAAAGUUCAGCGUACGACAUCAUCAGCAAAACAUACACGGAGCGCGAAAAGUGUGGUUUGAAGGAGAUCAAGGCGUUCACUCUGCCCAUGGUGGCGGUCCCCGUGCGCAAGCACUCCGGCUACCGUGACCUGCUAGGCGCCAGAUUGCGUUGGCAGCGCGAGGUAGGCCUGAUGGACCGCUUCCGCCGCAUCUGGAUGAGCGCCAAACCGAAGUGCGACGCGGGCAGCGGCGGCUUCGUCAGCGUGGGGCUCGCGGACGUGCUGCCCGCCGCGCACGUGCUGCUCGCCGGCGCGCUGCUGGCCGUACUGCUGCUGCUGCUCGAGAGACUGGCGCGGGCCGUAACUAGGACGCGAGCCGCGCGGCUCAUUCCUUGCGCAGACCACGUGGCCAAUCACGGAAUAUUGUAG
Messenger RNA from Pararge aegeria (speckled wood butterfly), 1806 nucleotides. RefSeq names its product ionotropic receptor 75a-like. NCBI's taxonomy places the organism in Eukaryota, Metazoa, Arthropoda, Insecta, Lepidoptera, Nymphalidae. Gene Ontology annotation, cellular component: membrane. The coding region runs from base 1 to 1806 and encodes 601 amino acids. The record is from RefSeq and is a predicted model, not a curated record. Gene Ontology annotation, molecular function: ligand-gated monoatomic ion channel activity. The transcript is spliced from 10 exons.